CUGCCUUAGGCGCCCAGCUACCGACACACACAGAUCCGAAUCAUCGCGUCAUGGAUCGAUUCACUUUCGUCACAUCAUCACAUUUCUUUCUUUCUUUGUUCUUGCUUCGUAAUUUUCAGACUCAUAUCUACUGCAAUUAUUACUCUAAAUACGUUAAACAACAUCACAAGAAGAACAAGUAAAAACGUUCACGCCACAAUUUCAUUCUUCUUCCCUCGAAAAGCAGUGGAAUUUGUUCAUUUUCUUCUUCUUCUUCUCCUUCAAUUUGUUGUUGAUGCGGCCGGCAAUAGCACGGGGAUUCUGAUGAGGCGACGGUCGUUUGAACCUCGAAACAGAACAUCCAAGAGAAGAUACUCAAAGCUGGGAUGGCUGAUAUUUUGCGCAAUCUUGACCCUUCUCCUCCUAGCUCUCUUCAGUCGUAAAAACCCUUCUCCUUCUACGCCUUCCUUGCUUCAGGGAUAUAAUAGACAAAACAAACUUUUGGAAGCUCUGAAUGUCACCGAUGAAAUGUUAAGCCCUUACUCAGUAGCAAGGCAAAUCAAUGAUCAAAUCUCUCUUGCCAAAGCCUUGAUUAUAGUUGCAAAAGAAAGCAACAACCUUCAGCUUGCGUGGGAGAUGAGUGCCAAGAUCCGUAAGUCUCAACUUCUCCUAUCAACUUCAGCCACUAGGAACAGUCCCUUAACAAUGAAGGAGUCAGAAACAGUGAUCCAUGAUAUGACACUCUUGCUUUGUCAAGCCCAACAACUUCACUAUGAUAGUGCAACAAUGAUUAUGAGAUUGAAAGCCAAGAUUCAAACUCUUGAGGAACAAGUACAUUCCGUGACUGAGAAGAGCUCUAAAUAUGGACAAAUAGCCGCUGAGGAAGUUCCAAAGAGCCUCUACUGCCUGGGCGUCAGGUUAACCGUUGACUGGUUCAGGAACCCACAAGUGGGGAAGCAUUUGGUUGCUGGAAAGCUUGAGGACCCUAACCUUUAUCAUUUUUGUGUGUUUUCUGACAAUGUACUAGCAACUUCCGUCGUUGUGAACUCUACAGCUUCAAAUGCGAAGAAUCCCAAUUCCAUUGUCUUCCAUAUUGUGACGGAUGAAGUAAACUAUGCCCCCAUGAGAGCUUGGUUUUCUAUGAACUCAUUCCGUGGUGUGACAGUGGAAGUUGAGAAAUUUGAGGAUUUUGUUUGGCUAAAUGCCUCUUAUGUUCCUGUUCUCAAACAGUUGAAAGACUUAGACACCCAAAACUAUUACUUCUCUGGGAGUCAUGGUAAGGACAAGACUACCCCUAUCAAAUUCCGUAACCCAAAGUAUCUUUCGAUGCUUAACCACCUUCGGUUCUAUAUUCCAGAAGUUUUUCCGAAACUAGAGAAGGUAGUGUUUCUUGAUGACGAUGUUGUGGUUCAAAAGGAUCUUGCUCCCUUGUUCUCUAUUGAUCUGAAUGGGAAUGUGAACGGAGCCGUUGAGACUUGCAUGGAGACCUUUCAUAGAUACCACAAAUACUUGAAUUACUCCCACCCAUUGAUCCGUGAGCAUUUUGACCCGGAUGCCUGUGGAUGGGCGUUUGGAAUGAAUGUUUUUGAUUUGGUCGAGUGGAGAAAGAGGGACGUGACCGGAAUAUACCACUACUGGCAAGAGAAGAAUGUUGACCGGACACUGUGGAAACUGGGGACCUUGCCACCUGGACUUUUAACAUUCUACGGGUUGACUCAAGCUCUGGAUCCCAAUUGGCAUAUUUUGGGACUGGGAUAUACUAAUGUUGACUCGCAGUUGCUCGAGAACGGAGCGGUUCUGCAUUUCAAUGGGAAUUCCAAGCCAUGGUUGAAGAUCGGGAUGGAGAAAUACAAACCAUUGUGGGAUAAGUAUGUUGAUUAUUCACAUCCCAUAUUGCAGCAAUGCAAUGUGCAUUGACUUGGGGUAUGAUGUUGGUUAGUGUACAUUCAUUCGUAUGAUGAGGUAUUCUCACUUGAUUAUUAGCCUAGAUCAGUACGGGAGGGUCGAAACAGAUUUUGUUGGAAACACGUUCUUUUUUUGUUGUACCUUAGAAUUAUUCAAAAAAUUAUUGAAAUGUGACUCAGAUAGAUUUAUGAGCAUAUGUAUCCCGUUUUGAAGUACGGGUAGAAGUGGCAGAUGCCUAUCAUUGAUGGUCUUCUUUGAUGGUUGAUCAUAUUUUUAACUCCUUUCAGGUUCAUAUUUGUUUGUGGCUAAACAGAAGUUUUAAUCGCUUUUUUGUACUGAAAUUCUAUGCAAAGUUCUUGCUGAUGUGUGUUUUUACGUUUGUAAACAUCAUUCUGAAUGGUUGAC
Cuscuta europaea is the source of this 2289-nucleotide messenger RNA. Lineage: Eukaryota; Viridiplantae; Streptophyta; Magnoliopsida; Solanales; Convolvulaceae. The record is from the annotation of a GenBank genome assembly.